CGGAUGUUAUCACCGGAAGUGUGUAACGCGGGAUUGUGUCCCUCGUGCUGAACGUGUAAUCAGUUCCGCUAUGGCAGCGCCGGCGUGUGUGAGAUUAUUUCUGCACGGAUCACAUUGUGGUUUUCGGUUGUGUUCGACAUCUCUCCGGGGAUUCACGAGUCCGGUUCUGACCCGCAGCCACAGGCUCGGCCCGGCGGAUGAUGAGUUGUACCAGCGCACCACGGUGACGGUGAUGCAGAAGGAUCCAGGCGGCGGCCCCAUCAUCUACAGCUACAGCUCACGAGGAUUCAACAUCGACGGGAACAAAGUGAUCGGACCGUGUGCCGUGGUUCCUCCGGCUAUUCUACAGUGGAACGUGGGAAGUCAUGAAGACAUAACAGUGGAGAGUUUGUCUCUGUUCUACCUGCUGGAGCCACGCAUAGAGGUGUUGGUUCUGGGUACAGGAGCCCGUACAGAGCGUUUGGACCCCAAAGUUCUGUCUUUCAUCAGGAAAAAAGGCAUCGCAGUGGAGGUGCAGGACACGCCCAAUGCCUGUGCCACCUUUAACUUCCUGACAAGCGAGAGACGAAUCACAGCAGCUGCUUUGAUUCCACCCCCUUUGCCGUCUGCAGUGACAUCAGAGUGAUUGUGUAGGUUACCUGACUCCGCCUCCCAUCAUCUGACGGAACCAUGACGUUGCUGAUGGAGACAAACCUGCAGGAUAAAAACUAUUUACUCUCAGUAUAUUAAACCUUAACCACUGUGAACAUGUGACAUCAUUGUUCAAGCAGUGCCAGUCCGGGCUGCACCUCCUUCUCCGGGUUACUCGUCUCCACGCUGGUGCUCACUACAGCAAUGUACUUCCCUUCAGGAGCCACGUUGUGAGUGAAGGACAUCAAACACACGUAGAUAUCUGUAUAGAGCGGCACAAGCUGUGUCAGUGAAAACACAGUGACUCGGUGAUGCGUGUCACUCUCUUUCUCUCUCUCUCUCUCUCUCUCACACACACACACACACACACACACAGCUUCAGCUGCACUGACACAAGCUUCACCCACUUUUCCCUGAUCUACAGUACAUGUAAUGUGAUGUACAUAUGAUGCCCCAGUGCACCUUCAUGUGCAUCUGAUUUGUAUAAAUCACAAAAAAGCUAAUAAAGACCAGAGGACAAUAUCAGGAAAGAAAUGUCCUGUAAUUGAGGAUCUAUAUUACAUUUAAGAUGCUUUUGUUCAGGGUUUGAUGAAAACAAAUACAUUUUCUGGAACAUUCCUGUUUUGUUUGUUUUUCCUACCUGAUUUCCUGUGCACCUGAGUCUGAGGUAUGAUGAUCUGGCAUGAGUUGGCAUCGUGAGUGUUUUUGAUUGGAUGGUUCAGCAGACAGAUGACCCUAAUGACCCGCCCCACUUUCUUCACCCGGUUGGGGACGUAGCUGGGAUCGCACAGGAGCUGCUUACAUCGGAAAAGCUGAAAAAUCAGCCACAUAAACAGUUCAGAGUUUAUUAUGACAUUUGUGACAAUAAUGUAUGAAUAAAUACUGUGAAUAAAUAUGGUGAUAUACUGUA
Molecule: messenger RNA, 1540 nt
Organism: Tachysurus fulvidraco (yellow catfish)
Lineage: Eukaryota; Metazoa; Chordata; Actinopteri; Siluriformes; Bagridae
Gene: ndufaf3
Product: NADH:ubiquinone oxidoreductase complex assembly factor
Exons: 7
Coding region: 71-625 (184 amino acids)
Biological process (GO): mitochondrial respiratory chain complex I assembly
Cellular component (GO): mitochondrial inner membrane
Source: RefSeq, a predicted model, not a curated record